AUGACCGGUCUGGACUCCCGAACCGACACAAUCCUUAGCAUCUCCGUUCUCCUCACCACAUCCGACCUCACACCGCUGGAACCCGAAGGUCUAACACUGUGCAUCAAUCACAGUGAAGCACAACUCGCAAGCAUGUCAGAGUGGUGCACCAAAACACACACAUCGACGGGGCUCACAACUCUAUGCCUCAACCCAAACACCUCAACGACACCGACUCUCGCCGCGGCGCAAAUACUCCAGUACAUCAAAACAUACAUCCCAACACCACAGACGGCGCUCCUAGCGGGGAAUUCAAUCCACGCAGACCGGGCCUUCCUGAUGGUUCCCCCGUGGGACGCGAUCCUGGCGCACCUGCACUACCGACUAUUCGACGUCAGCGCGACGAAGGAGAUGCUGCGGCGCUGGGCGCCACCUGAAGUCCUGGCCGCCGCGCCCGUCAAGCAACUGCGCCACAGUGCGCGCGAGGAUGUGCUGGAGAGCAUCGACGAGGCCCGCUUCUACAUGACGUUGCUCAAGACCCUGGGGAACCCAGGCAGUCUUCCAACGCCGGCACUGACGUCUGUGCCCUUCUCGACUCACGAGAAUGGGUUUGGAAAGUCCUACAACGAUAGUCAUAACUACAACAACAACACUUACGGAGCCAGCAGCACAAGCAUGCCGCCAAUCUCUUUCCAAACAGAGCCAAAGCAAGACCAGGAAACGCUACAGCGCAUGCAUCAACUUUUUAACGCCGGCGGUGACAGUGGCAACGCUACCUCCACCACCACCAAAAGCUGGGACAACGACGCUGCCGACGGCUUUCGCACCGAUGUGCCCUAA
Molecule: messenger RNA, 819 nt
Organism: Exophiala aquamarina CBS 119918
Lineage: Eukaryota; Fungi; Ascomycota; Eurotiomycetes; Chaetothyriales; Herpotrichiellaceae
Exons: 1
Coding region: 1-819 (272 amino acids)
Cellular component (GO): mitochondrion
Molecular function (GO): nucleic acid binding; 3'-5'-RNA exonuclease activity
Source: RefSeq, a predicted model, not a curated record